CCCUCUGAUCGAACGAUGUCGCCGCUUGGAGAGCAAGACAGAUCUGCUGACGUUCGAGUCUCGCUUCAGAAAGGCCGUGGUAUGGGGAAAGAUGUAUUCAUCGCCGCAGCAACUUUUGCGGCACUUUUAUCAGCCGUAGCUGGCCAAUGUCAGCCCAGGGACUAUGGCCGGGGCAGCUUUGUGUGCGUCUGCAACGCGACGUACUGCGACUUCAUUGGUGACAUCGGACCUUUGCCGACUGAAGCAGCGUUGGCGUUCGAGAGCAGCAAAGCCGGCCAUCGUUUCACCAAGACCACCUUACCCUUCGGUAAAAAGACUGGUUCAAGCGACAACGACACGUUGCUCCUUCUGGUCGACUUCUCGAGAAAGUACCAAAAGGUGUUUGGCUUCGGUGGCGCUUUCACCGAUGCGACAGGAAUAAACAUCAAGUCUCUUCCGGCGAACAUGCAAGAUGACAUCCUCAAGUCAUACUACGCAAAGCAAGGACUUGGGUACACCGUCGGCAGGAUUCCAUUGGCGAGCUGCGAUUUCUCUGAACGCAAGUACACGUACGACGAUACUCCCGGAGACUUCGAGCUCAACAACUUCACGCUUGCCCCGGAAGACUUUGAUCUCAAGAUUCCGUACAUCAAAAAGGCCAUGUCUUUCUCUAGCGAACCCAUAUGGUUGUUUGGGAGUGCUUGGAGCAGCCCAUCUUGGAUGAAAACCAGCAACAUGCUGGAGGGCCCAGGGGUUCUCAAGGGUGAACCGGGAGGUCCCUAUUACAAGGCGUGGGCAAAGUACUACAUCAGGUUUGUGCAGGAGUAUGAGCGUAGUGGCAUUCCUAUAUGGGGCCUGACAACGCAGAACGAACCUACGACGGGCUUUGUACCGGGCUUUCCCUGGCAAACGCUGGGUUUUACGCCAAGGACGCAGAGGGAUUUCAUCAAGCUCGACCUGGGGCCGGCGCUGGCUGUAGCCGGCUAUGGUGCGGACAAGUUGCAGCUGAUGAUCCUCGACGACAAUCGCAUCGUUCUUCCGCACUGGACAGACGUGGUGCUAGGCGACUCGGAGGCAGCCAAAUACGUCCGUGGAGUCGCUGUCCACUGGUACAUGGACACCAUCAUUGGCCCAUGGGUCCUCGACAAAGUACACCAGAGCUUCCCAGACACGUUCAUUCUGGCCACAGAAGCAUGUACUGGCUUCCAACCGACUGUUAAAGACAAGGUCAUACUGGGAAGCUGGGAACGCGCAGAACAGUACGCCAGCGACAUACUAGAGGACCUAACUCAUUGGGCUAGUGGAUGGACAGACUGGAACCUUGCCUUGGAUCUACAGGGAGGCCCCAACUGGGCGAAAAAUUUUGCCGACUCGCCCAUCAUCGUGAAUGCCACUGCUAAGGAGUUCUACAAGCAGCCAACAUACUACGCUUUGGCCCACGUCAGCAAAUUCGUUCCGAGAGGCAGUGUGAGGGUUGCGUGUCGACUGGAGCGGUCGCUUCUUCAAAACAGGGCUGCAACUAACCUCCAGUAUGCGGCAUUUUUGACGCCAGAUUCGGCGAUUGUGGUGAUCGUGUUGAACAGGGAUGACAAGAAACACACGUUGAAGAUCAAGGACGCGUCUGGCUCUCGCACCGUGCAGAAGAUCGUCAACGAGCGGUCGAUAACGACGUUUAUUUGGCAGUCGUGAAUAUGUAACCGUUUUGGAAGCAAAUAACAAGUUUAUUCUUUAGCA
Molecule: messenger RNA, 1713 nt
Organism: Dermacentor andersoni
Lineage: Eukaryota; Metazoa; Arthropoda; Arachnida; Ixodida; Ixodidae
Product: lysosomal acid glucosylceramidase-like
Biological process (GO): glucosylceramide catabolic process
Molecular function (GO): glucosylceramidase activity
Source: RefSeq, a predicted model, not a curated record